Molecule: messenger RNA, 855 nt
Organism: Dovyalis caffra
Lineage: Eukaryota; Viridiplantae; Streptophyta; Magnoliopsida; Malpighiales; Salicaceae
Source: the annotation of a GenBank genome assembly
AUGGCAGGACGCAACCAUCUCCGACUCCGCGAAAUCCCUUUAUCCCGAGUGGCCCUCCUGCCACACCCAUCCACCGAGCCACGCCACCUCCACUCCCGCCCUCACCGCCACCUCCUCGAAGACCGAAUAUCAAUCCAACACCGUGAGAUCCAAUCCCUUCUUUUAGACAACCAACGACUCGCUACCACGCACGUUGCGUUAAAACAGGAACUCUCUCUAUCACAGCAAGACCUUCGUCACUUAUCAACGCUUGCUGCUGAUGUUAAAGCCGAGCGAGAUAAUCAAGUUCGUGAAGUCUUUGAAGGAUCAUUGAAAUUGGACGCUGAGUUACGGUCUAUCGAUGCUACGAGUGCUGAGCUUGUUCAGGUAAGGACGGAUGUACAGAAACUUACUGUGCAGCGGCAGGAUAUGGCUGCACAAUUGAAGGAGAUGAAUAGUGAAAUUGUUAAGGCUAAAACGGAAACGCAGCAGGUGGGUGGUAUUAAAGCGGAGAUUGAGACUGUACAGAAAGAGAUUCAAAGAGGAAGGGCUGCUGUUGAAUACGAGAAGAAGACACGGGCGAUUAAUCUUGAGCAAGAAAAGGUUUUGGAGAAAAAUAUGAUUCUUUUGGUUCGAGAAAUUGAGAAACUUCGCGCUGAGUUGGCCAAUGCAGAGAAAAGAGCAAGGGCAGCAGCUGCUGCGGCCAACCCAAGUCCUGGAUAUGGUGGAAACUUUAGCAGUGCUGAAGUGGGAUAUGGAGGAAGUUCAUAUCCUGAUACUUAUGGCCUGCAACAGGUUCAGGUUGGUAGUGAUUCUGGUCCUACAUUUGCAUCUGGAGCCAUAUCUAGUGGCCUCUAUGACACUGCACAUAGAUGA